Messenger RNA from Olea europaea var. sylvestris, 841 nucleotides. Its product is annotated as auxin-responsive protein SAUR32-like. The transcript has a single exon. The record is from RefSeq and is a predicted model, not a curated record. The coding region runs from base 320 to 691 and encodes 123 amino acids. NCBI's taxonomy places the organism in Eukaryota, Viridiplantae, Streptophyta, Magnoliopsida, Lamiales, Oleaceae. Gene Ontology annotation, biological process: response to auxin.
ACAUACACACCUUUUUAUCUCUACACAUCUAUAUUCUCUCUCUAGCUCAUUAUAUAUACACCCCUCUUCUCUCUGUGAGUCCCUCUUCCUCAUCUUCUUCAAUUCAUAUGCGUCGUAGAAUAGAAUAGGAUGAACAAUAUACCCAAAUCUUUAACAGAUUCUUCUUUAACCCUUUUCAUACUCGCCAUCUCGGCUUCAGAUCCUUGGCCAUUUUCUUUUGUUUUCUUCUAAUAUUUCUUCUUAAUUUGUAUAUAAACACAAAUAUAAAAGGGGUUUCAUUCGAGUGUUUUUUUUUUUUUUUUGAAUUUUUCUCUUUAAUAUGGGUAGUGGAGAGAAAAAUAGUCAUCAUCUGAGUUUUCAUCUACACGUGCCGCACAUUCAUGUCCACCACCACAGCCACGGCGGGGAAAAGAAGGAAUUUAGGAACGUGCCAAAAGGUUGUCUUGCAAUAACGGUGGGGCAAGGGGCUGAGCAGCAGAGGUUUAUUAUUCCGGUGAUAUACAUUAACCACCCACUUUUCGUGCAGUUGCUGAAGGCGGCGGAGGAGGAAUAUGGAUUUGAUCAGAAAGGUCCGAUUAAUAUUCCGUGUCAUGUGGAGGAGUUCCGCCAUGUUCAGGGCAAGAUCGAUGAAGAAAACUCACACCACCACUACUACCACCGCCACCAUCAGUUCAUGUGCUUCAAGGCUUGAAAAUUGAAAUCUCUAGAGGGUUAACGUAAUUCGAUAAGAUGAUUCGAUCUUGAAAUGAAAAUUCGUGGUGUUUUUUGCUAUAUUAUGAAUGUUUAUAAUCCUAUUUUGGAAUCUGAAUAAAUUUGGCAAUGGAUUACAAAAUCUUGAUAA